This is a messenger RNA of Lottia gigantea (owl limpet), 1782 nucleotides long. RefSeq lists its product as hypothetical. Bases 1 to 1782 code for a protein of 593 amino acids. Lineage: Eukaryota; Metazoa; Mollusca; Gastropoda; Lottiidae. The record is from RefSeq and is a predicted model, not a curated record. The transcript is spliced from 12 exons.
AUGGCGUCUGAAAGAGGUCGGUUAGACAUUAAGAGUGAGGGACUUCGAUGGAAUGAGCUGAAAUCAGUAUUACAACUGUCUGAUGAAGCUUUAGCUACUUUACUCAUUGACAGCUAUCUUCAAACUGAUUCUCCAAGAAAUGGAACAAGUAAAAGGCGUAAAGGUUCCAUGAAAUCUCGAAAGAUGAAUAAAGCAACAAAAACUCAAAGUUUUGAUCUCAGUGAAUAUGGUGUACAGUUUCCGCAACAAGAAAGAGAGAAUGAUUUAGACCUGGAACCAGUAAGUGCUAUAGAUGAAGUUUUCAACCUGAACUAUGGUCACAGUAUUGAGAACGAUGCCACCAGAAUCAACCAGACCACUCUGCACCCAGCCUAUGUCACAGACCCAUGUGCUGCCUCAAGAGAAUCCGCAUAUAUUGUUCAUAACAGCUGUUUGAUACAGUUAGCCAAUCAGAACCCUCCAUCUCAUUGUAACAUUAAAAACUGUAGAGCUGACGUCAGUAUGGUGAAAAAACAGACUGGAACUACUGUCUACUUUAUAUGGGCAUGCUCCAAAGGUCAUACAAUAAGAGAAUGGUCAUCGCAGCCGUCAUUACAAGGUGAAGGUCAUCUGGGAGAUCUGAUAUUGGCGUGUGGUAUUGUGAUGUCUGGGUGUAAUUACAACCAAAUAGCGUUACUAUUUAAACUUCUCAAUAUAGAUUGUAUAAACUCUGAAUCGUUUGAAUAUUUCAACUGUAACUUCGUCCAGCCCAAAAUAUUAUCUUAUUGGAAUUCAGAACAACGUGAAAUAUUGUCAGCAUUAAAUGGAAGAGAUGUCAUUUUAGUGGGGUGUGGUUUGAGAGACCAAUCUGAAGAUUUGAUGAAAUUUCUGACAUUUUGUGUGUUAGAUUAUGAAUCCAAUGAUGUGUUAUAUAUUUCCAUACUUGAUAAAGACAGUGUAGAUGUCGCAAUGGAUUCUGAGAAAUUAGAGUUACAGGCCUUUAUUCAAGCUCUUCAAUCAGUUCAAGCGUCUGGUGCAAGAGUGAUUGAAGUAGUCACAAACAUUCAGCCAAAAAUUAACAACCUUUUAAGAAAGAAAUAUCCAGAAAUUAAGAGAAGCUUUGAUAUGUGGGAUGGAGCCAAAUUUAUUGGAAAAACCAUAGUUCAGGCAUCCAACCAUACUAAUUGUCAAAAUCUGUUGCCAUGGUUACCAGAAAUUAUCAACCAUUUCCUUGAAACGAGUAAAACUUGUGCCGAAAUUUCUGGAUCCUUAUGGGUUUCAACAGAUGAAGAGGCUUUCAAGGACAGUUUUGUGACUGGUAUAAUCCAUCACACAAUGAACAACCACAAAUGGAUGAGUGGCCAAUGUCUACAUGGUCCCCUGGAGGACGAAGAUGCGUUUCCAUGGUUACAGCCAGACAGUCCCGCACACAAUCAACUGAAACAUGUUUUAUUGGAUAAAAAGAUGUCUUCUAUCAUUGGCAACUUUUCAACUAAUAGGACAACUUGUGGUCUAGAGAAACUAGUGAAAUAUAUCUCCGUAUAUACUUCAAAUAACAAUUACUAUAGUUUUGAAGAAUACAAAUGUCGUGUAUAUCUAGCAGUGUUAGACUUUAUAAAUCAUCAUAACUUACCAAACCAUGUUGAUGAUCAAGGCCAAGAAACAUUGGAAAAGACCCAUUCCUCUUACAGUAGCCAGUUUGAGUAUCAGAAUAAACAGGAAAGCAAACAGUAUCUGUACUUACCAAGGGUUGUAGAAAAAAUAGUUGGAGCUGCUUUAAAUUCCUUGAUGGGUGGAAGAUGA